Messenger RNA from Cryptotermes secundus, 4880 nucleotides. It is a transcript of the gene Ars2, whose product is annotated as serrate RNA effector molecule homolog. Gene Ontology annotation, molecular function: nucleic acid binding. Gene Ontology annotation, biological process: primary miRNA processing; mRNA processing. Lineage: Eukaryota; Metazoa; Arthropoda; Insecta; Blattodea; Kalotermitidae. The record is from RefSeq and is a predicted model, not a curated record. Gene Ontology annotation, cellular component: nuclear body. Bases 339 to 3317 code for a protein of 992 amino acids. The transcript is spliced from 20 exons.
AGUAAUCUUAGCCGUUCCAUGAAGCAGUUUUUGGGAGUAAGGUAUAAGUAGUGAUAGUUUUGUAUUUAAAUGAGGAACAGUAUAUACAAGUUAAAAACCAAAAUGUCUUGUGCGAGGUAUACUUCAGCAUAGUUUGUGGGAUGUAACAUAGUUAUAUAAAUCGGGAGAUAUCUAUCAGAAACCAUCUUUCAAAUAUUCACGAACGGUGAUAGAUUUCGUGACCUUGGAAUUGUGGAGUAUAGAUGGCGCUAGUGUAGCGAAAAGGACGCUGUGUGGUUGUGGAAGUGUGAUUAUUGUUAAUCUAAGAAUAAGGCAAGAAUACUAAAGUCACACCAAGUAUGGGUGACAGUGAAGAUGAAUAUGAUAGGAAACGUCGUGAUAAGUUUCGUGGAGAGAGGACAGAAUCUUACCAAAGAGGUGAGGGCCGUCGAGGUGGAGGUGGAGAAGACAGACGACGGGAGGAAUGGAUAGAAAGAGAAUCGUGGGGUAGUCGCAAUCGUGCAAGGGCAGAUUACCGUGAAUAUCGAGGUGGUGGUGGCAGGGAGCGUUAUAGCCCUGCCAGAACUCAUGAUAUCUCACCACCAAUGAAGAGGGUACGGACAGAGUGGGAGGAGAGGAGGAGUGCUGGCUAUGGACAUGAUAGUGCUGCUGGAGGAUAUGGUAGCUAUGCCAGUUCAUGGCCUCAUGACAGCUAUAGCUCUCAACAUGCUUAUGGGAACCAUGGUAAUAAUCAAAGGGAAAUGCAGACAGCAGAAACACAGCCUCCUAUGAUGUCAUUCAAGGCAUAUCUUCAGACACAAGAUGACAACAUAACAGAUGAUGAGGCAAUCAGGAAAUAUAACGAGUAUAAGUUGGAGUUCAAGAGGCAGCAGCUGAAUGAAUUCUUUGUAACUCACAAGGAAGAGGAGUGGUUCAAAAUAAAGUACCAUCCAGAAGACUCUGUGAAGAGGAAGGAUGAGCAGAUGACCGCUCUGAAGAAUCGUGUAAAGGUAUUUAUGGAAUUUAUGGAGCAGAAUCGUCUGGAUAAAGUGUCUGUGGAUGCAGAUCAGUCAGAGCAGUUGAUCCGGUUGCUUGAUGCUGUUGUGAUACGUCUUGAAGGUGGAACAGAUUAUGAUUUGCUAGCACUGGAUGAGCCUCGCCCAGCAACAUCUGCUUCGGGUCAGGGAUCUGCGGGACCUGGAUCAAAUCAAACUUCAAAGGCAGGCACUGUAACAGCAGGGCAAGUGACAGAAAAGCAGGGUUCUGGAGAUGCUGAAGUUAAGGCAGGGAGUGUGAAGGAAGAGGAAGAAGAAGAACCUAAACCGUUCAUACUGGGUGAAGAUGAAGACACAAAGAAGAAGGAACGUGACAAGGCUACAGAAUCUUCAGAACUGAAGAAGGAUCCAUCACAGCCUCUUAAAUUGACAAUCAGUUCAGAGCAGGUUGAACUGCAGAAAAAGGCUAAAGAGUUUCUCAAACAGAAGUCAGCGGAAGAAGAAGAUGCUCCCAUGUUUUUAUUCUCAGGUCAAAGCAAGAAACGCAAAAGGGAAUAUGAAUAUGAGAGUGGCAGUGAGAGUGGGGAUGAACCUCUUGCCCCUGGUGACAAUAAUGGUAUGGAAGAAGAUGAACCUCCUCCUCCUGGAUUGGAGGAAGGAAAAGGUGGUGAUGAUAGUUAUGCAGAAGAUGAGGACAAGAACAGAAGUAAGAAAAUGGAUAUAAGUGAUGACAAGGAAGAUGAAGAUGAGGAUGCAAAGAAGGAAGACAAGUCUGAUGAUCGCGAAGAUAAUUCUGAUAAGGAAGGCAAGGAUAAGUCAGUGAAGACUCUUGCAGAGGAUGGGAAGGUGGAUAGUGGGGAUGAUGCUGAAGAAGGUGUGGAAGGUGAUGAAACAGAAAGGGAAUGUAAGAAGAAACGAGGUACUAGUGAAGAAGCUGUUAAGCCACGGCCACUUCACAAAACUGCUUCCAUUUUUCUAAGGAAUCUUGCACCAACUAUCACCAAACAAGAAGUUGAAGCGAUGUGCAAACGUUAUCCUGGGUUCCUUCGAGUUGCCAUUGCUGAUCCCCAGCCAGAAAGAAGAUGGUUCCGAAGAGGCUGGGUUACCUUUGAGAGACAAGUGAACAUCAAGGAGAUUUGUUGGAACCUUAACAAUAUUCGUCUGCGGGAUUGUGAAUUAGGUGCCAUUGUGAAUCGUGAUCUGAGCCGGCGCAUCAGGACAGUUAAUGGUAUUACAUCACAUCGUCAAGUUGUUAGACAUGAUAUCAAACUGUCAGCACGCAUUGUUCAUAAUUUAGAUGCUAAAGCAGGACUCUGGGUAGAUCCUGAUUCACCUGAAGCAAAGGGUGAAUUUGCAUCAGAAGGAGACGCUAAGAAGACAAAGGAAAAGGAACCUCAUCAGAUGCCAUUACCAAGCUUUGGUCUUGUGUCAAAGAACCCUGUGCUGAAGAAUAUCACUGACUACUUGAUUGAAGAGGCUUCUGCAGAAGAGGAGGAACUGUUGGGACAUACAGCUGAUCAAGAAGAGGGGCAGCUUGGUGAUGAUACAGCCACUGUUGAGAGAGAUGAAGCACUCAUUAAGGUGCUGGACCGUUUAUUGUUCUAUCUACGUAUCGUCCACUCUGUGGAUUAUUAUAAUCAUUGUGAGUAUCCAAAUGAAGAUGAGAUGCCAAAUCGAUGUGGCAUCAUGCAUGCAAGAGGUAUUCCUCCAUCAUCAAAGUUGCAGGUAACUCAGCAGGAGAUCAGCGAUUAUUGUCGCACUUUCGAGCAGAAAAUUGCUUCCUUUUUGCAACCAGCAACAAAGAUUACAGAUGAAGAGUACAGCAAGUUAGGUCACAAAGAUCCUGAUGUUGAGGUAGAGAAAUUCAUCCAAGCAAAUACACAGGAAUUAGCUAAAGACAAGUGGUUGUGUCCACUCUCAGGAAAGAAGUUCAAGGGGCCCGAAUUUGUACGGAAGCACAUAUUCAAUAAGCACGCGGAGAAAGUUGAUGAAGUGAAGAAAGAGGUUGAAUACUUUAACAAUUAUCUACGGGACCCAAAACGACCUCAGUUGGCUGAACAUCCUGGUAAUCGUCACCAAAGAAAAGAUGGGGCCAGUGAACGGGAGAGCUUCUCAGCUCCUGCACCAUAUGUACCACAUUAUCAGUACAAUUAUGGAGGCCGACAUGCAGGAUAUGGUGGUCACAACUAUGGUGGUGGCUAUGGUUACAACACAGGUUACAACCAGGGAUACUCUCGUCCCAGUAGAGGGGGCUUCAAUAGGGGCAGGGGUGGUGCAGAUUAUCGGCCCGUAAUUCACUACCGAGAUUUGGACGCGCCAAGGGAAGCAGAAGAGUUUAUAUGAAUACUGUGAUAUUCAUCAUUGUGUUUGUGAAAAUUAAUAGUCUACUUCAAGGUCACUUUUUUACCAGUUUUUUGUUAGUAUAAUGUACCGAAUGGUAGUUUGUGUUAAGUAAAUAUGGACAAGUUAUGACUGACAUAUCCAUUUUCAGUUGAUACAUUUUUCAUGGUUUUUAAGAAAUACUUCUAGAAUUAUUUUUUUCUAUUGAACUUUGGAUCAUUAAAACAGUUGUCCAUGCCCUCUCUGACACAAUUGGAACUUCAUGAAGUUUGGGAAUGCUGUAAGAAUAGAUAUUUUGCUGCACUCAGGGAAAUAUUAGUCCAAGCCACUAGAAAUAUUAAUAGGCAUAUAUUACAUGAAUAAAUUCCAUUGUAAUUAUAUCCAAAUUAAAAAUUGAAGUCUUAACAGUUGUUUUGUUUGAAAUGUUAUGAGGGUACAACGUUUUUAUUUCAAUCCAAUGUCAUGAGUUCCAGCUUGGUAUUAUUUUGAAAAGUAUUUUAAUGCUCCAGUUGGGAGAAUAUUAAUACAAGUAAAAUCUUCUAGUCGUCAUAAAAAACUGCUGCUUCAUUAAAAUAAUACAUUAAAGAACUAUGGCCUCAGUGCGUUAGUGACACAUUGGGGUUGCAGAUAAAAGCAAUGAAUAGCUACUAUUUUUGCAUAUGAUCCAGGAUAGCUCAGUCAGUGAAGUGACUAGCCAUGGCUGGAUACCAGUGUCUGAUUCCCAGGGGAGGUCAGAGAUAAUUUCUUUUCCACCACUUGAGGAACAGCUCUGGGAUACACCCAGCCUCCUAUCCAGUGAUUUUUGGGGGCUGUUUCCCCAGUGCUUAGUGGCUAGAGCUUACCACUUGCCUCUACUAAGUACAAAGGUUAAGAAUGCAUGUAACUUUACCUCCACUCUUCCAUACAUCUUCAUAGUGUAAUACUUAAGUACUGGGACACACAACCAUCUUACAGUUUGUGCACAAUGCUGUGAAACAUUUAUUCCUUAUAUUAUUAACAAAGUCCUCUUAUAAUAUUUGGUUGUCACUCAGAGGUGAACCCAUGGCUUUUUAUUCUACAGAGAGCUUGUAAGAUCUCAGUCGAAGGCAGUAGCCACCAGGACACUCAUGUUGCAAGUGUAUUCAUAAUGUUGUAAUAAUGCAUACACCCAGAAUUAGAAGUUAUGUUAAAGAUACUUUCUAUUUCAUACAGUUCAAAUUAUUUGACAUUCUAAUAUAAAUCAGUUUAUUUAUAUACGCAGUGUUAGUGACAAAAUUUGAUGCUGUUAACUGUUUGUAUGAAGAUUUCUCAAAUAAAAUUCUCCCAGAAAGUAUAACUAGGCUGUGUACAAUUUUAACCACUAAGCAGAUUGAAAAUUUCUGUAUACGUACAUUUGUUUCUGUCGUUUGUAUAACCCAGUAUGUGUGGAAGUGCUGUAACAAGUGUAGUCAAAGAGAAUAUGAACUCAACACUAAACUGAACAUUUUUUUAGUCAUUGUACAAAAUCAUUAGCAGGAUGUUUAGUAAUUUUAAAAACUUAAUGUGUGCUAAAAAUGCAUAAUUUAGUAAAUUGUCUAUAUUUUUUUU